This is a messenger RNA of Setaria italica (foxtail millet), 3518 nucleotides long. Its product is annotated as pyruvate kinase. Gene Ontology annotation, cellular component: cytoplasm. NCBI's taxonomy places the organism in Eukaryota, Viridiplantae, Streptophyta, Magnoliopsida, Poales, Poaceae. The transcript has 9 exons. The record is from RefSeq and is a predicted model, not a curated record. Gene Ontology annotation, biological process: L-histidine biosynthetic process; glycolytic process. The coding region runs from base 181 to 3300 and encodes 1039 amino acids. Gene Ontology annotation, molecular function: phosphoribosyl-AMP cyclohydrolase activity; phosphoribosyl-ATP diphosphatase activity; magnesium ion binding.
AUCCUUCUGGGAGCCUCGACGCCCCCAUUCUUGGAGAGCAAGAACAUCCGCAGCCCAAAAGCGAGAGAAAGGGGGGAGGAGAGAGGAGCGAGGCGGCCAAGCGAAUCCCAUUCCCACACCACACCCACACCGCACACACGCCGCACCUUCCCUUCCAUCUCUCCUCGCGCAGAUCUAGCGAUGGCGGCGGCGGCGGCGGGGGGCGAGCCGGCGUGGGGGGAGGAGCCCGCGGCGCGGCGCCGCCCUAAGACCAAGAUCGUCUGCACGCUCGGCCCGGCCUCGCGCUCCGUCGAGAUGAUCUCGCGCCUGCUGCGCGUCGGCAUGUGCGUCGCCCGCUUCAACUUCUCCCACGGCUCCCACGAGUACCACCAGGAGACGCUGGACAACCUCCGCGCCGCCAUGGAGCGCACCGGGAUCCUCUGCGCCGUCAUGCUCGACACCAAGGGUCCAGAGAUCCGAACUGGAUUUUUGAAAGAUGCGAAGCCUGUUCAAUUGAAGAAGGGUCAAGAAAUCACAAUUUCCACAGAUUAUAGCAUUAAGGGUGAUGAGAAAAUGAUAUCUAUGAGCUACAAGAAGCUCGCAGUGGAUCUGAAGCCAGGCAGUGUCAUAUUGUGUGCUGAUGGUACCAUCACUCUUACUGUGCUUCACUGUGAUAAAGAGCAAGGCUUGGUUCGCUGCCGUUGUGAGAACACUUCUAUGCUUGGUGAGAGGAAGAAUGUUAAUCUUCCAGGAGUUAUUGUUGAUCUCCCAACACUCACUGACAAGGACAAGGAGGAUAUCCUUAAGUGGGGUGUCCCAAACAAGAUCGACAUGAUUGCCUUGUCAUUUGUUCGCAAGGGUUCGGAUCUUGUGGAGGUUAGGAAGAUACUUGGUGAGCAUGCCAAGUCUAUAAUGCUGAUGUCUAAGGUUGAGAAUCAAGAGGGAGUAGCUAACUUCGAUGAUAUUCUGGCAAACUCUGAUGCUUUUAUGGUGGCAAGAGGUGAUUUAGGGAUGGAAAUUCCUAUAGAGAAGAUAUUCUUUGCGCAGAAGGUGAUGAUUUUCAAGUGCAACAUUCAGGGCAAGCCUGUUGUUACUGCCACUCAGAUGUUGGAAUCUAUGAUCAAGUCUCCUCGCCCUACUCGAGCAGAAGCAACAGAUGUUGCAAAUGCAGUGCUUGAUGGCACCGACUGUGUCAUGCUUAGUGGUGAGACAGCUGCUGGGGCAUAUCCUGAGCUGGCUGUGCAGACUAUGGCCAAGAUCUGCUUGCAAGCAGAGUCUUGCGUUGACUAUGGUGCUGUUUUCAAAUUAAUCAUGGCCUCAGCUCCAAUUCCAAUGAGCCCGUUGGAGAGCCUUGCAUCAUCAGCCGUCCGCACAGCAAACUCUGCCAGGGCGGUGCUUAUCUUGGUCCUGACCAGGGGAGGAACAACUGCUAGGCUUGUGGCCAAGUAUAGGCCAUCCAUGCCGAUACUGUCUGUCGUAGUUCCUGAACUGAAGACAGACUCCUUCGAUUGGACCUGCAGCGACGAGGGACCGGCAAGGCAGAGCCUCAUCGUGAGGGGUGUGAUCCCGAUGCUGAGUGCCGCCAAUGCCAAGGCCUUUGACAGUGAAGCCACUGAAGAAGCACUUGGUUUUGCCAUUGAAAACGCGAAGGUGAUGGGGCUAUGCAACACGGGGGAGUCUGUUGUGGCCCUGCACCGGAUCGGGAUUGCAUCCGUCAUCAAGCUCUUGACUGUGAGGCAUCUCCCGGGCGCGCUCGCCGGGCGCGUAGUCCUCCAGGCAGACCGGGCAGCUGGCCGCGUCGUCGCCGUUGCUGCCGGCGAUCUCGACGGUUGGCAUCGCCUCGACGGCCUCCUUCUUGGCCGGCGGCGUGCCUUGGCGCCCCGCGUCGCCCUCGGCCAGCUGCUGCACCAGAGCGUCGAGGCCGUUGCCGAGGAAGUAGUCGCCCAGCGCCACGCCAUGCUCGGCGGUGGCGGCGCCGCCAGCGGCGCCGAUGAAGAGGCUCCGGCCGAAAGGCGUCAGCUGGUCGCCCUCGAUGGCGACGCCGGCGGCCGCCUCCAGGCGCUGCAGCUGGCGCUCCCGGACCUCGUGCAGGAGCCGCAGGAACGCGGAGACGCGGCGCCGGCGCCGCGUCAACUCGUGCUCGUCCCAGUCGUGGACGUCUCCGCCGCCGGGCUCCGGCUGGCGCCGGCUGCGGCGGCGGCGGGCAGAGCUGUCGCCCGAGCUGAGGAUGGCGUGCGCCCAGAUGGAGCUCGGGCGGUCCGCGCCAGGGUACACUUCGGUCAACGCGCCGCCGCCGCCGCCGUCGGCCGCGGCCGCGCCGCGGGCGGUCUCCAUCUCCUCGAGGAAGCCGCUGUGGCAGUGCGGGCACUUCAUCUCCGCCUCGCCCUGUGCGGGCCUCACCGCCACGGACCGACGGCACAGAUGGCGGCGGCCGCACCCACUCGCGCCCCCGUAUCCUCCUCCUCCAGCGACGUCGUCUUCAGCGGCAGGACAUCCCGCCCCAACCUUCGCGCCGCCGCGGUGUCUUCGGCCCCGGGGUGGCGGCGCAGGGAGCCGUACCCGGCGGUUUCCGUGGCGGCGGGCUCCGGGCAGUCUGCGCCUGGAACUGUAGCCGUCGACCCUAAGGUUGACACAUUACUAGACAGUGUAAAGUGGGACAGCAAAGGGUUGGCUGUUGCUAUUGCACAACAUGUGGAUACUGGAGCCAUUCUUAUGCAAGGUUUUGCUAACAAAGAAGCCCUUGCAAAAACUAUAUCAACUAGGAAAGCUACAUUCUUUAGCCGCUCGCGGUCUUCCUUGUGGACGAAAGGGGAGACGUCCAUGAACUUCAUCAAUGUGCAUGACAUUUUCCUGGACUGUGACCGUGAUUCUAUAAUAUACCUUGGAAAGCCAGAUGGACCUACCUGCCAUACAGGAGCAGAAACCUGUUAUUAUACUUCAGUUUAUAAUGCUCUACAAGGUUCGAAGCCCAAUGAAGAUAGGCAGGUCAUGACAACCCUAUACUCACUUGAAGAUACAAUUAGUAGACGGCAGGAGGAGACAGUUACUGAAGGAAGUGGGAAACCAUCAUGGACGAAAAAAUUACUGCUUGAUAACCAGCUGCUUUGCUCAAAAAUACGUGAAGAAGCAGGUGAACUAAUUCAAACACUGCUCGAGAACGAGGACCAAUCCCGCACAGCUUCGGAGAUGGCUGAUCUGCUGUACCAUGCAAUGGUGCUGCUCAGAGUCAAGGAUGUGAAGAUGGAAGAAGUCCUUGAGGUCCUGAGGAAGAGAUUUUCGCAGUCUGGUAUCGAGGAGAAGGCCAAUCGCAAUAAAUCUUAGUGUGUUUAGAUAAUGGCGGAUGACUUCUCCAAUUUGGUAUCAUAUACCAUAAUACCAGCACUGGUGCCUGAGUGUGAACUAUGGAAGAAUUUUGUGUUUGAUGAUCGAUUUCGCUACUGUUCUUUUGGUUUCUCUGAGAAGAUGACUGAAUUUGUGGUUACUGGUAUAAUCUUGAUGACAACAGAGCCUCCAAUAAAGUAUCUCAUAUAGACAUACAA